Perkinsus marinus ATCC 50983 is the source of this 1101-nucleotide messenger RNA. Its product is annotated as retrovirus polyprotein, putative. NCBI's taxonomy places the organism in Eukaryota, Perkinsozoa, Perkinsida, Perkinsidae. The record is from RefSeq and is a predicted model, not a curated record. Bases 1 to 1101 code for a protein of 366 amino acids. The transcript has a single exon.
AUGUUGUUGGGCUUCGACUUCCUUUGGCAUUAUGGUUUGUCCUUACAGAUGGUUGAAGGUUAUGUCCGUUUGGUUGGUACUCGUGACCCUCUGGUGGGUCGGUAUCGUGAACCUCUACCGGAACCUGAUGCAAGGAGUGUGAGUGUGUCGUUGCCCUUCGCUCUACUUGGAGCAACUGGUUCUGCGGGUGUACUACCCGUCCCCCCGACUAUCUGCCCUAGUGAAGCACAGGGUGUAUGUACCCGUAAUGCUUCUACCCAGACUACUGGUAUGAUUGAUGAGUCUGUUCAGACGGUACCAUCCACAUCUAGCACAAGUUCUUUGGAGACUGUUCCCAAGAACCUUGCCCGUUGUGCCAGAACUUGUGAAAGUCCGCCUGAUGUUGUGAUUGGUAAUGGAGCUAGUUCUCUAUACUCCCUUUGUCGGUACUCUGAUGAUGUCUACUCUCACCUUGGUUUUGGUGAUGGUGAUGGUGACGAAAGUCCUUCCCUGGCUCAGCGUAGGGUUUUCGCUGAUGCUGGGGCUCCUAUCUGUCUACUACAACCCCCUGAUCCGUAUGAGUUUUAUGAUGACCCUAAGAAGGGCGGACAUACUGGUUUCGAACAAUGGCCUGCAGAAGACCAAGAGAUCUAUGAUGAGUUCGAGAACGAUGACAUAGGUGGUAAUUUGGAUGACUAUGCGAUUCCAUUACUGCCCGGUCCUGAGGAACCGGAUACCGUAUUACCCAAGUUACCAGUGUCUGACCGUCCCGAACUUUGCCCUAUUCAAGAUCUCUGUAACGAGUUCUCUGAGUUGUUCAACAACAAGAUCGGGUUUUGUCCGUUGGUCACUCAUGAUAUAAAGACCUUCGAUGAGCAGCCGAUGGCUCAGCGUCCGAGACGUGUACCUCAUAAGUGGCAAGCUGACAUACGAGGCCAGAUUGAUGAUAUGCUGAGAGAAGGGAUUAUUCGGCCAAGUAUGAGUCCGUGGCGUUCACCUUGUGUCUACGUUAAGAAGAAGACUGGUGGUGUCCGUAUCUGCGUGGACUAUCGUGAACUAAAUCGUCGGUCCCACAUGUCCGCUUACCCCUUCCUCGCCCUGACUUCGUACAGGAUGACUUGA